This is a messenger RNA of Dioszegia hungarica, 1239 nucleotides long. RefSeq lists its product as uncharacterized. The record is from RefSeq and is a predicted model, not a curated record. Lineage: Eukaryota; Fungi; Basidiomycota; Tremellomycetes; Tremellales; Bulleribasidiaceae. Bases 1 to 1239 code for a protein of 412 amino acids. The transcript is spliced from 3 exons.
AUGACAAUCUCCCGCUUCCACGUCUUCCUUCCGCCCACUCUCCUCCCACUUUCUUCCUUCAAGACCUCUCGACCAGCCCCGGACGAGCUCAUCUUUCAUACCCUGGCGCCUACCGCGCGCGGGAUUGAGACUAUCGAGUCCCUCUCGCAACGGCGGGCCGAAGCUGUCAUUCGGCGAGAUGUACCUGUGCAGUCCAGUCAAUCGGACCCGGAGCCGGAGCAACAACUGGCGCUGGAGCAGGAGCAAGAGUCCGCGCGAUCCAACGUGGCGAUAGAAAAUGAUGAGGUGGAAAGCUGGGAGAACAGCGUGGUCAUGGACAAGCCCAGUACCAAGCGGGCGAGGGAAGAAGUGGACGACGAGGACUCAAUCACGUCUCUCCCGGCCAAGUCGGCGUACUUGCAACCUCGGGUCAGUACAUCUAGGGCUCUGGGCCCUCGACGGUCGAGUCGUAUGGCCAGGACAUCUGACGGCCAUUUGACCACCCUUCCGGGCCUGGACGGAACAGAAUCUUUCCUCUCGCUUAAUACGACCGCGACUAUCUCUCAGCCGUCCCAGCCGCCCAUGCCCGGCUGGUCCAUCCCCCUAUCGAAGCUCAUAUCUCUCCAAUCGCUCCUGGCGGGCCGUAUGCCUCAGCGCAGGCAAUUCCAGCAUAGCGACAGCGCCAAGAUCAGCCUGAUGGUGUGCGUUAUGGCGGUAGAUACGCCCGUUCGGCGGCAGCGGAAAGAGGAAAAGGCGAGGGGUCAGGAAGGGACGCUCUGGAUCGGGGGUUGGCAGGUUACUGCGCCCCCUGUGGAAGGGGAGACGGGCGAGGGAGGUGGGGUAGGGUGUGCUGUCAAGCUGUGGGAAGGGCUCGCUAGGGAGUGGGAUGAGCGGAAGGUCAGGAGAGGGGAUGCGCUCCUCCUCGAGAAUGUCGAAUUCAAACCCUCAACGGCCAAAGAUCCCCCAUCUAUCGUAAUCUCCGCCGGACCAUCCUCUGCUCCCCAACCCCGGAUAACCAUCCUCUACCGUACCCUUCCCCGCCGCACAGCUAGCAAGUCCGACUACCUCCCACCUCGCCGGGGCGGUAGAGGGUUCUCCAGCAUGCUGCCUCCUCCCGCGGCUGCUGGGCCCGCGCGGAUGCUGGCGGAGGAUGAGUCGCUACGGCCUGAUUUGAGGUUGAGUCGGAGUGAUGCGGGGGUGAGGAGGGUGGAAGAGUGGGCAAAGUGGUUCGCGAACUGGGUGGGAGGGGAGCCACCAUAA